This is a messenger RNA of Fusarium odoratissimum NRRL 54006, 2521 nucleotides long. RefSeq names its product mRNA turnover protein 4. The coding region runs from base 191 to 925 and encodes 244 amino acids. Gene Ontology annotation, molecular function: RNA binding. NCBI's taxonomy places the organism in Eukaryota, Fungi, Ascomycota, Sordariomycetes, Hypocreales, Nectriaceae. Gene Ontology annotation, cellular component: nucleolus; preribosome, large subunit precursor. Gene Ontology annotation, biological process: rRNA processing; ribosomal large subunit assembly; nuclear-transcribed mRNA catabolic process. The record is from RefSeq and is a predicted model, not a curated record. The transcript has 3 exons.
CCAUUCGAAAUUUUUAUCGUAGGAAGUAAAAAAAUCCGGUGGACAGCCGCCUUCUGUAGCAGACAUUGAGAUCUCAAGUCCCAUUCAAAUCAUAACCACCAACCAAAACUUUCGAUUCUCAAUCCUCCUUCGACCUCACCCCUUUUCGAAUCACCUUUGAACCCUUUUAUCAACAAACAAUACCGCCAAAAUGCCCAAGUCGAAGCGCGCAAAGGUCGUCCACCUCACACAGGUCUCCAAGAAGACGCGCGAGAACAAGGACAAGCUUUUCCAGAAUAUCCGCGAUACUGUCCCCGAGUACCAGAACUGCUUUGUCUUCAGCGUCGAUAACAUGCGAAACAACCACCUCAAGGACGUUCGACGUGAGCUGUCCGAUUGCCGUCUCUUCUUCGGAAAGACAAAGCUCAUGGCAAAGGCUCUUGGCCAGACACCUGAGGAGGCCAUCGCCCCUGGAAUUGAGGACCUCAGCCGUUAUUUGACUGGUACCGUCGGCUUGAUCUUGACCAACCGCCCUGUCGAAGAAAUCCUCUCUUACUUUGAGAACCUCGCUCCUGUCGACUUUGCCCGCGCCGGCGCUGUGGCCACCCGCGAUUUCUCUAUUCCUACCGGUGUUGUCUAUGCUACCGCUGGUGAGGUUCCCGCUGAGCACGAUGUUCCUCUUGAGCACACCAUCGAGCCUGAGCUACGACGUCUUGGUGUCCCUACCCGUAUGGUCAAGGGCCGUGUCGUUCUCGGUGAUGAGGCUGGUCAGGGCGAGGAGUAUGUUGUUUGCAAGGAGGGUGAUGUUUUGGAUUCACGACAGACAAGAUUGCUUAAGCUUUUCGACGUGUGCUUGAGCGAGUUCAAGGUCAAGGUAUUAGCAUACUGGAACGCUGCUAGCUCUGAGGUGACAAAGGUUAACCCCAACGCUAUGGACGAGAAUUAGAUGAGCCUAGGAUAAGGCAUAGAAAACGGUGCUAGACGUUGGGUUUAACAUCUUCUGUUUGAAUGACUGAUACCAGCAUGAAAUUUUUAUGGGAUCUCGGCGUUGAGGGCCAUGGGAUAUGGAAGGGCAUCAUGUUUUACCAAUAGGCCCGCCCGAAUGACAAUACGUACUUCACAACAUUCACAAAAUUCGGUUCUUUUCUUAACUGUUAUUGAACAUGAAAACUCCUAAGUGAUACAUCAGAGUCGGCCUUCUUAGCCAGCCUAGGCAACAUCUCAAGGGUCAGUACGGAGUAGGUCACCGAGUCUUACCCUUAUGCAGCAUAAAAUGGCCAAUUCACCAUCGAACUAUCCUCCAGAUUUUACCCCGACUCCCAGAAAAGCAAAUAGAAUACAUAGAAAGGUUACCUGACAUGUUGCGUAAACCUGAGUCCAUAUGGAUGUACCGGAGGAAUAUACCUCAAACUGAGUUGACUGUAAUGUCGUCUGGUUAGAUGAUGACAGCGAAAAGUAAAAUCCCACGAACGUUAUCGGGCAGAAGCGUAUAGUAUAAUCCGGAAUCCUCGAGAUUCGUGGUUGGGCGAUAAUGGUGUGCUUACCCUUUGGUGGAAAAGGGGUCUGAAUUAAUGACUAGAAGAAGAUCGGCAGCCCACCACACAAGGUCAUGGAGUAUCACCCCAUUAAUAACGGCGAAGCUUUCGAGGAUCCUCAUAGCCGCCGUCAUAGCCACGCUUUCGGCCACCAUCGUCAUCACGGGGUCUGUCGUAGUCUCGGUCCCGUUCGCGAUACCCACCUUCUCGUCGGCCUCCAAUGGGUUCCAUGUUGCUUCCGGUGCGUCGGUUCUCGCGUUCUCCGCCGUAUCGGCCACCGUCACGAUGGCCGCCGCCGUGUCUGUCGUCAAAUGAGCGACCGCCGCUACGAGAAUCAUACCCACCGGGGCCUCGGUCACCACCCCUUCGGUCGCCACGGUCCCGGUCACCAUAGCCGCCGCCGCCGUUUCUGCGGUCGAAUCCGGGGCCGGACGGGGCAUCACUAGGUGCGCCGUAGCCGCCUCGGUCGCCUCCCCUGUCGCCUCCUCGGUCGCCGCUUCGGAAACCUCCUCCACGGCCGCCGAAUCCUCCUCUAAAACCGCCACGGCCGCGUCCUCCGUCGAAACCUUUAAAACCACCACGGAAACCGCCGCCGCCGCUAAAGCCACCGGGACCCAUGGGACGAGCAGCCAUAGCUCUAGUAUAGCCUCGUCCUCCGAGGCCACCACCAAGUCGGCGAGGUUUCCAGCCCUUGACAGUUCUGCCGCGUUCGACGUCUACCUUGAUACGUCGAUCCUUGAUGCGCAUGCCGUCACAAGCAUCCAAAGCCGCUGCUCAUGGUUGCGCCGAAUGGCGCAGGUGUCAGUCAAUCUUACCCUAAAUAGUACCUUGUGUGCUGACGGAUUUGACAAAAGAAAAGGAAGAAGCAGAGACGAGCAAGCUUGAGGGCCCUUUGGUGUCUCGCAUAUACUCCGUGAGAAGGGCAAGCUUGAGGGCCACAACUCAAAAGGUACAUCCAGGGAAGAAUACAAAUGGCUAGUCAGACGGGGAAGGGUUCAUAUUUACCU